Closterium sp. NIES-65 is the source of this 6636-nucleotide messenger RNA. The record is from the annotation of a GenBank genome assembly. NCBI's taxonomy places the organism in Eukaryota, Viridiplantae, Streptophyta, Zygnematophyceae, Desmidiales, Closteriaceae.
AUGUCCCAAGUGAUGUCACUGGUCGUCAUCUCUCGGCCGCCUGCCUGCCCGUUUCUGCACAAGCCAUUCCACUGCCCGCCGCUUCGCUGCUGUGCCGACUUAUUGAGACGUCUCAAAUUCUGCACAAGCCAAUCCACUGCCCACCGCUUCACCGCCGUGUCAACCCCUCCCAUCCCUCCACCCUCCCACGCUCCCAGCCUUCCCACCACGCACACCACUCCAUCACCUCGUGGUUUCGUUCCGCCAGCACUCACCGCCUAUUUCCCCUCUGCUCUUACCACCUGUGCUCUUACCACCUGUGCUCUUACCACCUGUGCUCUUGCCACCUGUGCUCUUGCCACCUGUGCUCUUGCCACCUGUGCUCUUGCCACCUGUGCUCUUGCCACCUGUGCUCUUGCCACCUGUGCUCUUACCACCUGUGCUCUUGCCACCUGUGCUCUUGCCACCUGUGCUCUUACCACCUGUGCUCUUACCACCUGUGCUCUUACCACCUGUGCUCUUACCACCUGUGCUCUCACCACCUGUGUCCUCCAAGCUCCGUGCUCCCCGGCUGCUCAUCCGUCCCUUUCUCCUGGUUUUUCCCUCCCCAUCACCGUCAAGCAAUCACAUUCAUCCCCCCUUUUCCCUUUCCCCUUUGCCAUUUCCCUCACCACCUCACUCCCUUUCCCUUUUCCCCCUUCUCUCCCCUUUUUCCCAUUCCCUCUUCCCGCUUCCGCCUUCCGCUUUCCGCCUUCCACGUUCCCCCUUCCUUUUUGCCCUCCCCAUCCCUCCUCCCCCUUUCCACCUUUCCUCCUCCCUCGUCUCCCUUCCCCUUUCUCCGUGCUCUUUUUCCUCCCCAUUGCCCUUUUUCCUCCCCAUUGCCCUUUUUCCUCCCGAUUGCCCUUUUUCCUCCCCAUUGCCCUUUUUCCUCCCCAUUGCCCUUUUUCCUCCCCAUUUCCCUUUUCUCUCCCCAUUUCCCUUUUUCCUCCCCAUUUCCCUUUUUCCUCCCCAUUUCCCUUUUUCCUCCCCAUUUCCCUUUUUCCUCCCCAUUUCCCUUUUUCCUCCCCAUUGCCCUUUUUCCUCCCCAUUGCCCUUUUUCCUCCCCAUUGCCCUUUUUCCUCCCCAUUGCCCUUUUUCCUCCCCAUUGCCCUUUUUCCUCCCCAUUGCCCUUUUUCCUCCCCAUUUCCCUUUUUUCUCCCCAUUUCCCUUUUUCCUCCCCAUUUCCCUUUUUCCUCCCCAUUUCCCUUUUUCCUCCCCAUUUCCCUUUUUCCUCCCCAUUUCCCUUUUUCCUGUCUUCUCCUCCCACUUCCCCCUGCCCCUUCCCUUCGUGCCCUUUCCCCUCCCGAUUGUUCCUCCCUCCUCUUCCCCCUAAACCCUAUAUGCGCACACCUGCAGGAUUCCGGCACACAGCUAGCCAUGGGCCUCACAUGCGACUCACCUCCCUGCACCGAAUCCCACCGUCUUGCACCUCGAUCUGGCGUGGUGGCGAAGGAUGUGUCCACAGUGUCGUACCAUGGGGGGCCACUGGAUGAUGAGAUGACCACGACAUUGUUCGUGCCACCUGUUCCUUCGACUCUACUGCGUCUGAUCACCGAUUCUCUCAUGCACCACUGCUGCCAAUCAUGCACCACUGCUGCCAAUCAUGCACCACUGCUGCCAAUCAUGCACCACUGCUGCCAAUCAUGCACCACUGCUGCCAAUCAUGCACCACUGCUGCCAAUCAUGCACCACUGCUGCCAAUCAUGCACCACUGCUGCCAAUCAUGCACCACUGCUCCCAAUCAUGCACCACUGCUCCCAAUCAUGCACCACUGCUGCCAAUCAUGCACCACUGCUGCCAAUCAUGCACCACUGCUGCCAAUCAUGCACCACUGCUGCCAAUCAUGCACCACUGCUGCCAAUCAUGCACCACUGCUGCCAAUCAUGCACCACUGCUGCCAAUCAUGCACCACUGCUGCCAAUCAUGCACCACUGCUCCCAAUCAUGCACCACUGCUCCCAAUCAUGCACCACUGCUGCCAAUCAUGCACCACUGCUGCCAAUCAUGCACCACUGCUGCCAAUCAUGCACCACUGCUGCCAAUCAUGCACCACUGCUGCCAAUCAUGCACCACUGCUGCCAAUCAUGCACCACUGCUGCCAAUCAUGCACCACUGCUGCCAAUCAUGCACCACUGCUGCCAAUCAUGCACCACUGCUGCCAAUCAUGCACCACUGCUGCCAAUCAUGCACCACUGCUGCCAAUCAUGCACCACUGCUGCCAAUCAUGCACCACUGCUGCCAAUCAUGCACCACUGCUGCCAAUCAUGCACCACUGCUGCCAAUCAUGCACCACUGCUGCCAAUCAUGCACCACUGCUGCCAAUCAUGCACCACUGCUGCCAAUCAUGCACCACUGCUGCCAAUCAUGCACCACUGCUGCCAAUCAUGCACCACUGCUGCCAAUCAUGCACCACUGCUGCCAAUCAUGCACCACUGCUGCCAAUCAUGCACCACUGCUGCCAAUCAUGCACCACUGCUGCCAAUCAUGCACCACUGCUGCCAAUCAUGCACCACUGCUGCCAAUCAUGCACCACUGCUGCCAAUCAUGCACCACUGCUGCCAAUCAUGCACCACUGCUGCCAAUCAUGCACCACUGCUGCCAAUCAUGCACCACUGCUGCCAAUCAUGCACCACUGCUGCCAAUCAUGCACCACUGCUGCCAAUCAUGCACCACUGCUGCCAAUCAUGCACCACUGCUGCCAAUCAUGCACCACUGCUGCCAAUCAUGCACCACUGCUGCCAAUCAUGCACCACUGCUGCCAAUCAUGCACCACUGCUGCCAAUCAUGCACCACUGCUGCCAAUCAUGCACCACUGCUGCCAAUCAUGCACCACUGCUGCCAAUCAUGCACCACUGCUGCCAAUCAUGCACCACUGCUGCCAAUCAUGCACCACUGCUGCCAAUCAUGCACCACUGCUGCCAAUCAUGCACCACUGCUGCCAAUCAUGCACCACUGCUGCCAAUCAUGCACCACUGCUGCCAAUCAUGCACCACUGCUGCCAAUCAUGCACCACUGCUGCCAAUCAUGCACCACUGCUGCCAAUCAUGCACCACUGCUGCCAAUCAUGCACCACUGCUGCCAAUCAUGCACCACUGCUGCCAAUCAUGCACCACUGCUGCCAAUCAUGCACCACUGCUCCCAAUCAUGCACCACUGCUCCCAAUCAUGCACCACUGCUGCCAAUCAUGCACCACUGCUGCCAAUCAUGCACCACUGCUGCCAAUCAUGCACCACUGCUGCCAAUCAUGCACCACUGCUGCCAAUCAUGCACCACUGCUCCCAAUCAUGCACCACUGCUGCCAAUCAUGCACCACUGCUGCCAAUCAUGCACCACUGCUGCCAAUCAUGCACCACUGCUGCCAAUCAUGCACCACUGCUGCCAAUCAUGCACCACUGCUGCCAAUCAUGCACCACUGCUGCCAAUCAUGCACCACUGCUGCCAAUCAUGCACCACUGCUGCCAAUCAUGCACCACUGCUGCCAAUCAUGCACCACUGCUGCCAAUCAUGCACCACUGCUGCCAAUCAUGCACCACUGCUGCCAAUCAUGCACCACUGCUGCCAAUCAUGCACCACUGCUGCCAAUCAUGCACCACUGCUGCCAAUCAUGCACCACUGCUGCCAAUCAUGCACCACUGCUGCCAAUCAUGCACCACUGCUGCCAAUCAUGCACCACUGCUGCCAAUCAUGCACCACUGCUGCCAAUCAUGCACCACUGCUGCCAAUCAUGCACCACUGCUGCCAAUCAUGCACCACUGCUGCCAAUCAUGCACCACUGCUGCCAAUCAUGCACCACUGCUGCCAAUCAUGCACCACUGCUGCCAAUCAUGCACCACUGCUGCCAAUCAUGCACCACUGCUGCCAAUCAUGCACCACUGCUGCCAAUCAUGCACCACUGCUGCCAAUCAUGCACCACUGCUGCCAAUCAUGCACCACUGCUGCCAAUCAUGCACCACUGCUGCCAAUCAUGCACCACUGCUGCCAAUCAUGCACCACUGCUGCCAAUCAUGCACCACUGCUGCCAAUCAUGCACCACUGCUGCCAAUCAUGCACCACUGCUGCCAAUCAUGCACCACUGCUGCCAAUCAUGCACCACUGCUGCCAAUCAUGCACCACUGCUGCCAAUCAUGCACCACUGCUGCCAAUCAUGCACCACUGCUGCCAAUCAUGCACCACUGCUGCCAAUCAUGCACCACUGCUGCCAAUCAUGCACCACUGCUGCCAAUCAUGCACCACUGCUGCCAAUCAUGCACCACUGCUGCCAAUCAUGCACCACUGCUGCCAAUCAUGCACCACUGCUGCCAAUCAUGCACCACUGCUGCCAAUCAUGCACCACUGCUGCCAAUCAUGCACCACUGCUGCCAAUCAUGCACCACUGCUGCCAAUCAUGCACCACUGCUGCCAAUCAUGCACCACUGCUGCCAAUCAUGCACCACUGCUGCCAAUCAUGCACCACUGCUGCCAAUCAUGCACCACUGCUGCCAAUCAUGCACCACUGCUGCCAAUCAUGCACCACUGCUGCCAAUCAUGCACCACUGCUGCCAAUCAUGCACCACUGCUGCCAAUCAUGCACCACUGCUGCCAAUCAUGCACCACUGCUGCCAAUCAUGCACCACUGCUGCCAAUCAUGCACCACUGCUGCCAAUCAUGCACCACUGCUGCCAAUCAUGCACCACUGCUGCCAAUCAUGCACCACUGCUGCCAAUCAUGCACCACUGCUGCCAAUCAUGCACCACUGCUGCCAAUCAUGCACCACUGCUGCCAAUCAUGCACCACUGCUGCCAAUCAUGCACCACUGCUGCCAAUCAUGCACCACUGCUGCCAAUCAUGCACCACUGCUGCCAAUCAUGCACCACUGCUGCCAAUCAUGCACCACUGCUGCCAAUCAUGCACCACUGCUGCCAAUCAUGCACCACUGCUGCCAAUCAUGCACCACUGCUGCCAAUCAUGCACCACUGCUGCCAAUCAUGCACCACUGCUGCCAAUCAUGCACCACUGCUGCCAAUCAUGCACCACUGCUGCCAAUCAUGCACCACUGCUGCCAAUCAUGCACCACUGCUGCCAAUCAUGCACCACUGCUGCCAAUCAUGCACCACUGCUGCCAAUCAUGCACCACUGCUGCCAAUCAUGCACCACUGCUGCCAAUCAUGCACCACUGCUGCCAAUCAUGCACCACUGCUGCCAAUCAUGCACCACUGCUGCCAAUCAUGCACCACUGCUGCCAAUCAUGCACCACUGCUGCCAAUCAUGCACCACUGCUGCCAAUCAUGCACCACUGCUGCCAAUCAUGCACCACUGCUGCCAAUCAUGCACCACUGCUGCCAAUCAUGCACCACUGCUGCCAAUCAUGCACCACUGCUGCCAAUCAUGCACCACUGCUGCCAAUCAUGCACCACUGCUGCCAAUCAUGCACCACUGCUGCCAAUCAUGCACCACUGCUGCCAAUCAUGCACCACUGCUGCCAAUCAUGCACCACUGCUGCCAAUCAUGCACCACUGCUGCCAAUCAUGCACCACUGCUGCCAAUCAUGCACCACUGCUGCCAAUCAUGCACCACUGCUGCCAAUCAUGCACCACUGCUGCCAAUCAUGCACCACUGCUGCCAAUCAUGCACCACUGCUGCCAAUCAUGCACCACUGCUGCCAAUCAUGCACCACUGCUGCCAAUCAUGCACCACUGCUGCCAAUCAUGCACCACUGCUGCCAAUCAUGCACCACUGCUGCCAAUCAUGCACCACUGCUGCCAAUCAUGCACCACUGCUGCCAAUCAUGCACCACUGCUGCCAAUCAUGCACCACUGCUGCCAAUCAUGCACCACUGCUGCCAAUCAUGCACCACUGCUGCCAAUCAUGCACCACUGCUGCCAAUCAUGCACCACUGCUGCCAAUCAUGCACCACUGCUGCCAAUCAUGCACCACUGCUGCCAAUCAUGCACCACUGCUGCCAAUCAUGCACCACUGCUGCCAAUCAUGCACCACUGCUGCCAAUCAUGCACCACUGCUGCCAAUCAUGCACCACUGCUGCCAAUCAUGCACCACUGCUGCCAAUCAUGCACCACUGCUGCCAAUCAUGCACCACUGCUGCCAAUCAUGCACCACUGCCGCCAAUCAUGCACCACUGCUGCCAAUCAUGCACCACUGCUGCCAAUCAUGCACCACUGCGGCUGCCCAUCCAUCAUCACCCCUGCUCCCCCUCCUCAUCUUGCCUCUCAUCUCUGCUCCACCUCACAUCCCUCUCAACGUUCUUAACUACUUUCGCUUUCCUCUCUGCUCACCCCUGCCGAACUCCCACUACUCCAAGCGCUGCUCACUGGAAGAUGUCCCAAGAUCUGCUCACUCCUGGCUAACACCCCUCUCAACGAUCUCUAACUCCUUUAGCUUUCCCCUCUGCUCACUCCUGGCUGACUGCCACUACUCUCAAACGCGACCUUUCUUUCCAUUGUAUACACUUUCUCUCUCCUCCAUCAAGUCUUCCCCCUCACCCACCCAUGCCGUUCCGCUCUUGAUCUUCUCUGCCCUCUCUCCCACUCCCUCCCCGCCUCUCCCUGGCCCCUCGCAGCUCACACUCAGCGCCCGCAACUACACUCUCUCGCUGCCAGACAUUGAAGCAGAGGAGAGCUACUAG